GGUCGCCGCCUUUUGGGCCGCACUCCCGGCGUGCCUCGCACUCGCUGCCUCCCGGCCGCCCCUCCUUCCCUUCGCAGCGCCACGCAGCCGGAGCCCGAGCCGCCGCCGCAGCCUCAGCCGCGGGCGCUAUGGCUUCUGGAGUUACAGUGAAUGAUGAAGUCAUCAAAGUUUUUAAUGAUAUGAAAGUAAGGAAAUCUUCUACACAAGAGGAGAUCAAAAAAAGAAAGAAAGCAGUUCUCUUCUGUUUAAGCGAUGACAAAAGACAAAUAAUUGUAGAGGAAGCAAAGCAGAUCUUGGUGGGUGACAUUGGUGAUACUGUAGAGGACCCCUACACAUCUUUUGUGAAGUUGCUACCUCUGAAUGAUUGCCGAUAUGCUUUGUACGAUGCCACAUACGAAACAAAAGAGUCUAAGAAAGAAGACCUAGUAUUUAUAUUCUGGGCUCCUGAAAGUGCACCUUUAAAAAGCAAGAUGAUUUAUGCUAGCUCUAAAGAUGCCAUUAAAAAGAAAUUUACAGGUAUUAAACAUGAGUGGCAAGUAAAUGGCUUGGAUGAUAUAAAGGACCGUUCAACACUUGGAGAGAAAUUGGGAGGCAACGUAGUAGUUUCACUUGAAGGAAAACCCUUAUAAAAUGACAGUCAAGUGCCAUCUGGAUCUUAAGGAGCUUCCAUUUCUCCAGCUCAGUCAAUUGGAAUAGUAUUAGGUUUUGGUUUUUUUUUUCUUCCUCUUCCCACCGGGUCCUUCCAACACAAUGAAUGAAGGAAAUAUCAUUCAUGUAAGCAGCCUAUCAGUGAUUGCCAUUAGACUGUUUAAUACUGUUACUUUUAUGUAGAACCCAAGGAAUGCCUUCCCAUUAUAUUUUAGCCAAAACAACUGGUUAUAUGCCUCCCUUGCAGCAAGCACUACAAUGAAUGUGAAUGUCAAUGUGAAUAGCUUAGAACACUACAAAGGGUUAAGCUAAUUGAAUGCCUUGAAAGUAUUAUCCACUGGUGAGAUGGUAAACUUUAUUCAGUAUUAUUUAUAGUUGCACUUGAUUGCAGUUCUGUGAGGCUUGAGCAUUCAUACACCUCACCUGCCUUGGCAAGCCUAUUUUUUGUGACAUGGCAGCACAGAUAUAAUACUAUGCAUUGAAAGCACUUUUUUUGUAAUGAGUUUAAUCCCCCACCCCAAAAGGAAUGCCAAUUAAGUUAACUGUGUCAUCAGCUUAUCCUAGUACCUCAGUGUUCAUUCCUGUUACCUGCAUAUCUUCCUAAAAGGAAUAGCUGUUAUUAAUGCCUUUUUGUUUUCCAUUGAGUGUACACUACUGAAUAAGUGUAGGAGUUUUAUGUUUACCAUGUAAGUCUUGCGACACUAAAGAUAUUUUGAAUAUCAGUCAUGAUGGCAGUUUCUGUAUAAAAGAGCCUUAAAUGGAACUUUGUUUUUGAGAUCAAACCCCACCCUCACAAAAAUGGCCACGUUGCAAUAAAAAUUGUGGCAUAUUACA
Messenger RNA from Physeter macrocephalus (sperm whale), 1482 nucleotides. RefSeq names its product cofilin 2 (gene CFL2). Gene Ontology annotation, biological process: actin filament severing; actin filament fragmentation. Gene Ontology annotation, cellular component: cytoplasm; actin cortical patch; actin cytoskeleton. The transcript is spliced from 4 exons. The record is from RefSeq and is a predicted model, not a curated record. Bases 129 to 629 code for a protein of 166 amino acids. Lineage: Eukaryota; Metazoa; Chordata; Mammalia; Artiodactyla; Physeteridae. Gene Ontology annotation, molecular function: actin filament binding.